AUGAGAGCUCUCCUAUAAUAAACAAUGUAGCAAAUUAGGUUAGACUAAGAAUUGAAGAAACUUUUAGUUAAUAGAACUGAUUCUUAGGAUAUUUUGAAGAAAUUAUAAUCGAUUUUUGAAUAAGCACUUGAUGAUCAUACGGAAUUGUAUUGGAAGAAAGAACAUGCACACACGAAAACUCAAUUAGAAUGUUCUAUUUAAGAAUGUCUUUCAUUAAGACAUGAUUUAAGAGAAAUGGAUGAAGAUAGAACAGAAAAAUAAAAAAUAAUCAAAGAACAAAAUAAAUAAAUAGAUGAAUUGUAAGUAGCCUUAGGAGAUAUAGAAUAGAAAUUAAAUAUUAUGUAAGAGAACAUUUUAUUGCAAAAAUAAGAAUUGGCUGAGGAAUUUGAACAAAAUUUGAAUUAAAUAUAAGAUAGUUAUAAAUAAAAAGAAUAGGAGUAAUGUUAAUUUUUAUAAUAAAAAUUGUCAGAAUUGGAAUAAGUAGUUAGUGAUUAAUAGGCAGCUUUAACAAAAGAAAGGGAAAUACAAUAGCAUGUUGGUAAGGACUUUAAAUAGACAAAAGCAUAAUUGAAAGCUGAAUAAGAAGCAGCCGCUUAGUUAAGGUAAUAGAUGUAAAGCUUAAAAAAAAAUAAUGAAACAUUGAAUAUUGAUAAGCAGUGUUUGGAAAAUAGAACUAAAUAGUUGAAAUAAUAAAAUGAAACAUAAUACAAAUAAAUAAAGUCCUUAGAAACUAAAUUAAUAGAUUCGAAUGAAGAAUUAGAAAGGUAUAAGAAAAAGAAUUAGUAGGACUAGGCUAAUAUAAAGACAUAAUAAAAUGAACAGGAGAAGAAUUAUAAAAGGAAAUUACGAAAUUAUAAAUUGAAAGUUGAUGAAAUUAAGAAUAAAAUCAAAGUAAGUUUGCAAAAGAUAUUUUCAAGUCUGAAAUUAGAUAUGGAAUCAUUUAAAUUAUAAAUCUAGAAAGAUUUAUAAUUAAUUUCUAUAUAAACUUGCUAAAUUGUAUCGAAAUAAUUGAAAUUAGAUCACGAGUUCACGUAAAGAGAUUUCUCGGAUAAAAUGGAAUAAAUUAGAUAUAAUAUGCAAGCUCAUUUUAAAAAUACGUUAGAAAAACAAAUUUAAGAAUUUGAAACUAGAGAAUCCCAAAUGAAAAAUGAAUAUGAAUUAAUAAUCAAGAAUUUAAAAUAGUAAAUUUAAGGUCUUGAAGAUGUCUAAAAAGAUUUAGAGCGAGAAAUUUAGUUCAAAUAAUCAAAGAACGAAGAAAAUUAAUAGAAUUUACAGGAAAAGGUAGAAUUAUUGACUGAAUAAUAAAGACAACUUUAAGAAUUAUCUGAAUAAGCUAAGGAUCAAUUGAAUUUAUUAUUGGAAUAGGAAGAUUAGAUUAAAUAACUGAAAGAAUAAAAUGAAAAGUAUUAACGUAAAACAAUGUAGUAUGAGGAAUAUGUAAGUAAAUAAGCAAUUUAAUAUUAAACUUAAAAGGCGGAGGAAAAAAUGUAUAAAAAGUAAUUUGAAGAUGUAACUGAAUCAAAUUAGCAUUUAAGAAAAUAAAUCAAAAUUUUACAGGAACAAUAAUAAAGUGAUUAAUUUGCAAUAAAUAAACUAAAAACCUAAGUAUCUUCAGCAAAACUAAGUACUGUUAAGGAUGCUGAGGAAAGACACUUAAUAAGACUACAAAAUAUAAGAAAAAUCUGA
Molecule: messenger RNA, 1686 nt
Organism: Paramecium tetraurelia
Lineage: Eukaryota; Ciliophora; Oligohymenophorea; Peniculida; Parameciidae
Exons: 2
Source: RefSeq, a predicted model, not a curated record